UGCAGUGAACAGCCCACAGUCACUUGUUGUACUCCUGCUGCUGCUGCACACCCAAUAAGAUCCACUGGUAAAACUGCAACCAUGAGUUCCAGCAACGACCAAGACAUGUACGACCUCUUCAAUGAGCUCUUCGAUAUCAACGAUAUCAACGAUACCAACACGACUGACCCGAGCUACGUGGUCAGCAGGACUGUCAAGCUCUGCUCGAAGAUGGUUGUCAACAAGUUUGGUGCGAGAUUCAUCCCAAUUUUCUACUAUGUCAACUUCCUCCUGAGUUACCUUGGCAAUGGGCUUGUCCUCUUCAUCAUCUACAAGUAUGAGAAGCUCCACACGGUGACAAACAUUUUCCUCCUGAAUUUGGUCCUCUCCAACUUCCUCUUCGCCAUCAGCCUUCCCUUUUGGGCGACGUACCAUCUGUCUGAGUGGAUUUUUGGCAUGGCUCUGUGCAAGAUGGUCAGCAGCGCCUACUUCAUCGGCUUCUACAGCUCCAUCCUCUUCCUCACGCUAAUGACAUUUGAUAGAUACCUUGCAGUGGUGCAUGCAGUGGCAGCUGCCAAGAGCAGGAAGAAGGCGUACGCCAUUAUUGCGUCUGUGAUAGUUUGGGGCAUCAGUAUUGUAGCAAGUGUGAAAGAGCUGGUUCUCAGAAAUGUGUGGGAGGAUCAGAUCAAUGGGCUGAUGUGCGAGGUGUCCGGAUACUCCGAUAGCACCAUGGACCACUGGGAACUAGUCACUUAUUACCAACAAUUCCUGCUCUUCUUCCUCCUCCCUCUCUUCAUGGUGAUGUACUGCUACAUCAGCAUCACUGUCCGCAUCAUGUCCACCCGCAUGAAGGAGAAGUGCCGCGCCAUCAAGCUUAUAUUUGUCAUCAUCUUCACCUUCUUCGCCUGCUGGACACCCUACAACAUUGUCAUCCUCCUUAAAGCCUUACAGAUCUCCAGCACCAGUAAGGACGACUACACAUGUUCAGACAUGGAGCACUUGGACUACGCCCUCUAUGUGACCCGGAACAUAGCCUAUCUGUACUGCUGCAUCAGUCCUGUGUUUUAUACAUUUGUGGGGAAAAAGUUCCAGAGCCACUUCAGACGGCUGGUAGCCAAGAACAUCCCCUGUCUAAAGAGACACAUCAGCCUGAGCAGCCAGAGCACCAGGACCACAUCACAGAGGACACCAUACUCUGACUAUUAGACACACACACACACACACACACACACACACACACACACACACACACACACACACACAUACUAUACAAUCACAUGCAAUGUAAAAACUUACCACAUCACAGAGGGCUAUUACUACUAUUAGUACUAGAAGGAGACACACACAUUCUUGUACUUCGAUCUUUGUGAGCACACUCAUUGACAUAAUGUAUUCCCUGGUGCCCACAUGAACCUAAUUCUAACCCUAAAACAAAAAUGUCCUCAAUAUUUAGGAAAAUACUUUGUUGGUCCUCACUAUGUAGCAUUUAAGCAUUCACAAGUCCACAAGUCCACACACACACACACACACACACACACACGCACUGUACAAUUAUAUGCACACCACAACAAUGUAAAAACUUACCACAUCACAGAGGAUACCACACUGAGUACUAGAGAGAGAUUCACACACAUUCUUGUACUAUCCAUCUUUGUGAGGACACAAAAAUGUGUUAGGAAAAAACUUUGUUUGUCCUCACUUUGUAGCAUUCACACACACACACACACACGCACACCCCAGAUAGCAAAAUGAAACUUCUGGUCCAACAUAUACCAGGGUGCUCGGCCCAAGUCUGGCGCAUACACUUCCACAUCUGGGCAGAGUCCAGCUGUUAUCCUCCGGUAUUGACUGACAGCUGGAAGACUUUCUUUGUGCACAACAGAACUGAUCCAAAUGUGGAAGUAGCAUCUUACAGCCAUGCUGUAUAUGGGCCAGAUUCGGGCCAGGGAACUGGGUGUAUACUGGACCAGAAGAAAACAAGCAUGUGGCCCGAGUAUGGGCUGGAUUUAUUUCGCUAUAUGGUACACACACACACACACACACACACACUGGACAAUCACAUGCAAUGUAAAUUCAUAUUCUCUGGCAUAAGUGUGGAUUACGGUUUGUUAAGAUUUAUAAAUACAUAUAUUAUCAGCUUUUCAAGGAAAAACUGAAGCUGUGUGGUAAUUUUCUGAUUAAGCUCUUUUCUAAAUAAGAAAGUUCAGUUUACUUGUGAUCUUCGGCUGGGGAUCAGAACUUUACUUCCUGUCAGAUAAUCAGUUGUAAACAAUCAAUUCUUCUUUUAUCAUUAACUUCAUUAGAUAUAGGAAGUGUAUCAGUAUGACGACUGCAUCACUUAAAUCUUCUAUUUCUCAGAUUGAACUUUUAUCAGCUUUUAUCAAACCUUGUUUUAAUAUUCAUAAGAAAACCUUAUUUGAAAAGGUUACAUGAUUAAGCUUGUUGUGUAUUUUUUAUACAUGUUUUUAUUUUAUUUUAUACAUACAUACAUCAUCAGCUCUGUAAACUACUGUACACAGCUACAGAGUGAUUCUGCUGUUGUUCAUAUGUGGAUAUAGUGUGAGUCUGGUCAUUCCCUGAAAACUGGUCUGCGGUAAAUCCAUUGAAAAUUUUAAUUUUACCAAUAUGGAAAUUUUUGCCGUCAAUCAAAACAAUACCACAAGAUGGAGUUUGGUGACAUUGUGGGAUCAUGGGAGUUGUUGUCUUCGCCACCAUUGCCGUCAUUGUAGUCAGCUAUUCAGUCAUUCAGGAGGUUUUUACCUGGAACUCGUGUCCUCCUCUCCAUAACAAACACACCAGGUGAAAAAAAAUCAUUGAU
This is a messenger RNA of Seriola dumerili (greater amberjack), 2797 nucleotides long. It is a transcript of the gene ccr12a, whose product is annotated as C-C chemokine receptor type 4-like. Gene Ontology annotation, molecular function: chemokine receptor activity. The coding region runs from base 82 to 1185 and encodes 367 amino acids. The record is from RefSeq and is a predicted model, not a curated record. NCBI's taxonomy places the organism in Eukaryota, Metazoa, Chordata, Actinopteri, Carangiformes, Carangidae. Gene Ontology annotation, cellular component: membrane. The transcript has 2 exons. Gene Ontology annotation, biological process: immune response; chemotaxis; G protein-coupled receptor signaling pathway.